Messenger RNA from Doryrhamphus excisus (bluestripe pipefish), 1849 nucleotides. RefSeq names its product secretory carrier membrane protein 3 (gene scamp3). Gene Ontology annotation, cellular component: recycling endosome membrane; trans-Golgi network membrane. Gene Ontology annotation, biological process: protein transport. The record is from RefSeq and is a predicted model, not a curated record. Lineage: Eukaryota; Metazoa; Chordata; Actinopteri; Syngnathiformes; Syngnathidae.
CACACCGUCGUCUCAUUACUUCCUGUAUCCUAGUCUGUUCAACUGCGGAGGAAAAAAACUAAAAUAACGGAUACAUUCGUUUGUCCGGAGGAAGAAAAUACAUCUUAAUAAUUUAAUAUUUUUGCCUGUGUGUAUAUAUGUGUGAAUUUUGUCGUGUGAAGUCGCCUUCAAGUGUUAUUUAACGGCGAGGAGAAUGAGCGGAUGAAUCCCUGUUAGCUAUUUGGCCAUUUUUUCCCCCCCACCAACCACCCCUCCAUUCCGUGACAUUUUCCACUAGCACACUUGACGUCUGUCAUCAUGUCAAAAUACACCAGCUUUCCCGAACCCACGGAAGAACAGAACCCUUUCCAGGACCCGGCCGUGACCCAACACAGCAGCAACACCGGAUAUGCCACACUGGAUCUUUACAAUCCGUUCGAAAGCACGGCGGAGCCUCCACCGCCUUAUGAAGCCACCUCUCCUACUGCUCCAUCCAUGCCUGCACAGACCCCACCCAGCCGAACAACACCUACUCAGCCUAACAACUAUGGCUCCUAUAACACCCAUAACAACCAGACUGCAGUCAAUGCCACCACGACUGAGCUGAUGAAAAAACAGGAGGAGCUGGAAAGGAAAGCCCGGGAGCUGGAAAGGAGAGAACGGGAGCUGCAGUCACACAGCCUGGGGCCUGGAGCCUCCCGUCAAAAUAAUUGGCCUCCCCUGCCUUCAUUCUGCCCGGUCGGACCGUGCUUCUACCAGGACAUCAACGUGGAGAUCAGCCAGCGCUUCCAGCGUACCGUCACCCUCAUGUACUACUUCUGGAUGUUCAGCACUUGCACUUUGGUCUUCAACCUGAUCUCCUCGUUGGCCAUGUUCUGCGUGGACACUUCUGUCGGUGUUGGUUUCGGCCUUGCCAUUCUCUGGGCUCUGCUCUUCACACCUUGCUCCUUCCUCUGCUGGUAUCGGCCUGCGUACAAAGCCUUCAGGAGUGACAGUUCCUUCAACUUCUUCAUCUUCUUCUUCAUUUUCUUCGCCCAAGUGGCUGUGUAUGUCAUCAUGACCAUCGGCAUCCCUGGGUGGGGGUUCAGCGGCUGGAUCGUGAGCUUGGCCGCUCUGAAAACAAGCACCCCCGUGGGCGUGAUCAUGAUGAUGAAUGCCAUCCUCUUCACUGCCCAGGCCGCCAUUGGAGUGUUCAUGCUGAAGAAGGUUCACGGGAUGUACCGGCAGACCGAUGCCAGUUUCCAGAAGGCCCAGGCUGAGUUCGCCACCGGAGUCAUGUCCAAUCAGGCUGUCCGCCAAGCCGCUGCCAAUGCGGCCGCCAACGCCGCUCAGGGUGCCUUCACUGCACCCCGCUGAUGAAGAGGGACACUGGGUGGGUAAGUAGGAAGGGGUGGGGAUUGGGGGGGUUCCUUUUGUGUAAUAAAGGAUCACUGGUGAUUAGAUGUCAGUGGGUGUGAAACAUGAGUCUCCGUAUUUACCAAACUAAACAAGCAGUGCAUGAUGUUUUUGUAACGUGUACGCAGUGUCGACAUUGAAGUGUCCGUGUUCCGUUCAAAAUCUGUACGGAUUUCGGAACGCUCGUAUCAUGUUUAAGCGGCGCAGCACCCCGCCCGUAAAGCUUCCAUCUUUCAUGACGUAGUGGUUAGACCCAUCGACUUUUUAAGACUUGUUUACACGGUCACUCGAAAUGCUACCAAAUACUACUUUUUUUUUUUUUUUUGUCGUCUUCAACUAACACAAACUCUAAAUGAAAAAGGCCUAUUUAUGUUGUUGUCAAAAGCGCUCACACGCUGUAAAAGAUGAAUGUGUUGUCUUGUUCUUUUGAUGCUGCUUGUGUUGUUUUCUUACAAAUAUAAUGUCAUGCAAGUUA